UCCAUAUUGUACAGAGACCGAAACAUAGGUUAUUAGCUUUAUGCAUGUGUUGCCUAAAAAGUAAGUCGAAAUUCUGAAGAGACUAACAUGAAACGAGAAUGAAAUGGACUUAAUUUACACGGAUAUGAUCAUGUAGGCUAGAGUGUUUCUGGCUUUCAUAAAUCGUGUUAAUGCACGCACGACAGCUGACUUGCACAACAUUUGGCCAGAGACCGGGAUUUGCUCACUGUAUCGGUGUGGACCUGAGAAGAAGAAGCCUAAGGCACGGACCCGGUUGUCCUGAGCUCAGUGGAGACAGUGGAUUGGGCCAGGGUGUUGGAUUGACAGUGGUACCUGAGUCAGCCAUGAGGCGGAAGCUGGACAUGUCGGGACUGACGGACGAUGAGGCAGAGCACGUUCUACAAGUGGUGCAGAGGGACAUGAGGCUCCGGAAGAAAGAGGACGAGCGCCUCAGUGAGCUGAAGCAGGAGCUGGAUGAGGAGGACAGUCGCUGCUCCCUGCUCUCCCGACAGCAUCGCUUCAACGAGCGUUGCUGCAUCCGCUGCUGCUCUCCCUUCACCUUCCUGGUCAACCCCAAGCGCCCAUGUCUGGACUGCCAGUACAACGUCUGCAAGACCUGCCGCUCGUACAGCAAGAAGGACAAAGCCUGGGUCUGCUCGGCGUGUCAGAAGGGCAGGCUUCUGAAGACCCAGUCCCUGGAGUGGUACUACAACAAUGUGAAGUGUCGCUUCAAGAGGUUUGGUAGCGCCAAGGUGCUGAAGACACUAUACAGGAAACACCUGGCAGAGCAUGGGACGCUGGGAGAACUCACAGAGGGUAGCACGUAUGAGGAGAGCAUCGGCAAUGAGGGCAGCAUCUGUAGUGAAAACGCCUUCUACAGACAGAGUGAAGAGCACAGCAUGGCAGAGACCCUCACGGUGGCACUGAGGGUGGCAGAGGAGGCCAUCGACGAGGCCAUCGCCAAGGCAGAGGGACACACCGACAGUCCGGACAAGCAAAGCGAGGCGAGGUAUCUGCGAGACCACAGGGAAGAGCUGAUUGAGGAACUGACCACAACCAUUGUGCAGAAAAUCAUCCGGCGGAGGAAGAACCUGGCUGAGAUGAAGCCAGACUAUGACCUGGACUGGCCCCCCGACAACCAGAGUGGUGAUCAGCCCUUGGUUUCAAGCUCCCCCAGCUCCCAGCCCCAGAUCUCCUGCACCACUUCAGCCCGCGCCAAGGCCUCUAUAUGGCGGUCUCACUCUGCCUUCUCCCUGCUGGAUGACAACGUUGUGAUGCAGUGCUCUGGAGUUUCCCAGGACUCUCAGCAGGGGCUGAAGAAGGAGGGAGGAGUGGCAGGGUUGGCCAACUGGAAGAGUGUUGACCGCCUGGACAACUCCAGUGCGUCCUCAGUGCUGAAGAGCCCAGAUGGGAACUGGAUGGCCCUGCAGAGCACCCAGCUGUCUCGGCCCAGCCUGCUGACCAAGAGGAAGUCGCUGGUAUUCAGUGUACUGGAGAGGGAGUCCGGUGUGAUCUCCGCCUACGAUGAGAUGGGCUCAGAUGACGCCGAGGGGGGAGAGGGGGCCUGGGGCGCCGCCCUGCUGGAGAUACGCAGAAAAAUGACCAACAACAACCAGGGGUCAGAGGCACCAGACGCCCAGGCCUCUUCUGACCAGCAGCACAGCCUCCCCUCACCCUUGCUGGGCUACCACGCCAGCACGGACACCCUCAACUCUGAGUCUGAGGUAGGAGAAGAUCAGAUUCAAGGUCAAGGGCCGAAGCCCCAGAAGCCUCUGCUCGCCGUCCUGAAGAGAAAGGUGCCUGUGGAGCACCGGUGCACCCCCUCGUCACGUCGGUCAUCCCGGCCGGGCAUCUUCGACGUGAACUUUAACCCUGAGGGGAUAGAGGCUGAGAGCAGCGGGGCUGAUGAGCUGGAGGAGGGGGGCAAAGUCAGGAGGACACGAAGGAGGAAGAGGACUAAGAAGGAUCAAGGGGAGGGAAGAGGAGAGGAGUAUAGCAACAUGCUGCUGGAUGACCUGUCCAAGAAACUAAGCGUGAAAAAGACCAGCCAGUCUGGCGCAGUCACCCCAGACACUCUGACUUUGGACGGUGGCUUGACCUCCAGGGCGCUGACCCCUGAACCAUGGGGUCCUGAGGGGGAGGCCCCCGGCUGUGGGGCCCCUGAGGGCCAGGGAGGAAGGACCACGGGAGUGACCAUCAAUCUUGAGCAGGAACUGACCAUCAGACUGAGGGAGCUGGCCAGCCAAGUCAGCCUCGCACACCUCUCAUCAACUGAGGACGAACUGGACAGACCGGGAGAGGACGAGGGAGGAAGGGAGGGAAGGAGAGAAGGAAACCAGGCGGAGGAGAGGUUAUGGCAUAUAGAAGUCGAGAUGGAAGGAGGGAGAGCGGGAGAGGGUGAGGAGGAGAAGAGGACAAAAGAAAGGGAGGGAGAUGGAGGAGGAGAGCUGAAGUCGACACUAAUCAAGCUAGCUAGUCAGGUCAGAGGCACAGAAUUCUCAUCCACUGAAGAUGAGUUGGACAGAGUGGGUAGGGUUGAGGAAUGGGAGAGAGAGUGGGAGGAGAAGAGCGCAAAAAAGAGGGAGAGAGAAGGAAGAGAGGAGCUCACCGUCAAGUUGCGUAUGCUGGCUAGCCAAGUCACACAUUUCUCAUCAACAGAGGAAGAGCUUGACCGAGUGGGCGUCAGUGAUGGAGAGAUGGAGGAGAAGAGAGAAGGAGAGAGGGAGGGAGAGAAGGAAGAGCUGGCAUACAAACUGUGCAGACUGGCUAGACAGGUCAAUGCCGCGCAGUUAUCAUCAACCGAGGACGAGCUGGAUAAAGUGGGUCUCUAUGAUGAAGAGAUGGAGAAAGGGAGAGUGGAGAGAGAAGGAGAGAGGGAGGAGAUAGACGCGGAGGCACUGUGGGAGAUGGAGGGAGAUAAAGAGGAACUGACCUCCAAGUUGAGAGAUCUGGCCAGUCUCGUUAGCGCCUCCCAGUUCUCCUCUACGGAAGACGAACUAGAUAGAGUGGGAAAGAACGAGGGAGAGAGGGAAGAGGAGGAGGAGGAGGAGGAGGAGGAGGAGAGAGCAGAGGGGAGCAAAGUAGACAGACUGAAGUCGUCCAAUAGAGUGGCAGACUGGGUCGGAGAGAGACGAGGAUCGAUGGAGGGAAAGUGGCAUGGAGAGAGAUGGGGAGAGAUGGAGGGAGAGAGGAGGAGGGGACAGGUGGAGAGGGUGAGCGAGAAGCCCUGGUACCUGGGGGUGAUGAUGGAGGUGGAAGGGAGGAUGAGGAACGAGGAGAGGAGAGAUAGCGUCGGUGAACUAGACGUCAGACUCUUUGACUUUGAGGAUGAAAGUGAGAAAGAGGGAGAGCUGCAAAGCGAAGAGACGGACACAAAGGUAGAGGAAGAGGGAGUCAUGAAGGUACAGAGGAUGAUGGAGAGGAUGUUUGAAGGAGUGAAGGAAGGAAAGAGGGCAGGGGAAGCAGAGAGAAAGGUGGAAGGAGGAAUGGGAGAGGCAGAAGUGGGAGAAAGAGAGCGAGAAAGAACAGAAAGUGGGGACACUGUGGAGGAAGAGGUGAUGUUUGACGACAUAAUCAGCAGCCUAGUGAACACACUGGGUGGGAUGGAGGUAGAGAUGGAUGGAGAGAUGGUGGCGGACCCAGAAAGAGAAGAGAGAGAAGAGGAUAAGAACAAAACAAAAGUUAGAGAAACUGAGUUUAAGGAAGAAGAAGAGGUAGAUGAAUAUCUAAUUAAUGAGAUGCUAAUGUUAGAACAGCUUUCAGACAGGUUUGGCACUUUAGAUAAGACUGGAGUCAAACCUCAAGAGAAGGUUGGAGGGAAGAAAAGACUAAGAGACUCUUGGGAUAAGACAGUAGAGAGUGUCGUGGAGCGAGGUGGAAAGAAGGUUGGAGAGAAAGAUGAGCAGACUGAAACAGAGACCCAUAAAAGUCUCCUACCACAGAAUUUAGAUGAGAGAAAGGAACAAGUAUCAGACCAGACAAAGAAAGAGACAUCCCGAGACCUGGAAGAAGAGAGCAAGAGAGUAGAAAGAGGGGGAGAUGAAGGUGGGGAGGUGGAGGAGCAAACGAGUGAGAAGGAGAUGGAUGAUUUUGGGGAAAGAGAAGGGGAGAAUUUUGGGAAGAAUACAGACGAGAAAGAGAAAGAAACUGAGGGCAACCGAACUAAGGACCCAGAAGAGAGCUCCCCCUGUGUUCAGGAGGAGAUACUGUCUUCAGAGGAGAUCCAGAACAGGUACUCGGCGAUGUCACUGCGCAGUAUCACCACUGAGGUGCUGAAGGUGUUGAAUGCGACAGAGGACCUACUCCAGGGGGUGGAGGAGGGUGACUACGCUUGUUCUCCUCCCUACACCCCCUCACUGCCCCUCAACACUGACACCAAGAGGCUGGACGAACAGCUCAGCAGACUGGAGGAGAACGUGUAUGUGGCGGCGGGCACAGCGUACGGCCUGGAGGCGGAGCUGGAUGACCUGGAGGAGUGUGCCCGGGCCAUCGGCGAUGCCACCUCUGACCUGGAGCUGUCCUACCUGGAAGAGCAGGUGGCAUCGGCUGCUGCCCAGAUCCAUCAGUCUGACCUCCAGACGCAGACUUUUGCUUUGGAAAAAAGGAGAAAGCGGGGGAUUUUACCUCGGGUUUUACCUCGGGUGUCGGACAUUGCAGCCAGGAUCACAGCUCUGAAGAACGCAGGUCUCAACGUGGUCCCACAGAACCGUUUCACUAAGCCCAAGAAACAGCCUAAGAUAAAGAAACCUAAGCCGGACUGAUCAGGCAUGUUGACCCGUCAUGACCCCUAGCUUCCCCCCACACCAGUGCCUUGAGCCCCUUGUCCAUUCAGGACGGUGCCAUCCGUGUCCAGUCAGAGGGGUGCUACCUGCCUUUAACCAACCAUCAGGACAAUGCAGAGUACAGACUGACAGUAUUACCAGUACCUUUGGCACUGUGGACAAAGAUGAGAGUUAUAGAUGUUAAUAAUGAGAUGAAAAUAGUACAUACUUUAUGUAAAAAAUAAAAAUGGAUGAAGUUAAAAACAAA
This is a messenger RNA of Coregonus clupeaformis (lake whitefish), 5028 nucleotides long. It is a transcript of the gene myripa, whose product is annotated as myosin VIIA and Rab interacting protein a. Gene Ontology annotation, cellular component: cortical actin cytoskeleton. Gene Ontology annotation, biological process: intracellular protein transport. Lineage: Eukaryota; Metazoa; Chordata; Actinopteri; Salmoniformes; Salmonidae. Gene Ontology annotation, molecular function: myosin binding; small GTPase binding; actin binding. The record is from RefSeq and is a predicted model, not a curated record. The transcript is spliced from 16 exons. Bases 171 to 4760 code for a protein of 1529 amino acids.